This is a messenger RNA of Rhipicephalus sanguineus (brown dog tick), 5995 nucleotides long. Its product is annotated as potassium channel subfamily K member 1. Gene Ontology annotation, cellular component: membrane. Bases 490 to 1590 code for a protein of 366 amino acids. NCBI's taxonomy places the organism in Eukaryota, Metazoa, Arthropoda, Arachnida, Ixodida, Ixodidae. Gene Ontology annotation, molecular function: potassium ion leak channel activity. The transcript has 6 exons. The record is from RefSeq and is a predicted model, not a curated record. Gene Ontology annotation, biological process: potassium ion transmembrane transport; stabilization of membrane potential.
CAGACGACGGGCGGCCGGCGGCGGUCGUCUGCUCGGCUUUCGCUUAAAAAAAGGUUGCGACAGCGCGUCGGCUGCUCGGCCACGUCUGCUUUCGCGUUCAACCGCGCUCCUUUCGUCGUCGGCGUCAACCGCUUCUCCGCAGCGGACACACACACAUCUGGUGCACCCCUGUGCGACGAGCUACUAUGGCCUUUCACUUUCAGAAACUGUUACUCAGGUUGAUCUUUCACCGCAUCUCCUGACCGCUCGGUACGCCGCGCUCAGUUCCCUGUGCUUCUCUCGCAUUUCUUUGCUUCCUCGCCAUCUGCUCCCUCAUCACCGUCUGCUCCGUCGCCUGUCUGUGUUGACGGACAACUCGCUAGGCCUCUUGCAGCAGACGACGACAGCUGUGAGCAACAGGUGUAGCCCUGCCGACGAACGCCGUCGUCGACUCGACGGCUGCCCGCGGUUCUUGUCGCUUUCCUUCGCUACCGAAGAAGAAGAAGCUGGAUGGACCGUAACCUCGAGAUCGGAGGCGGAGAAAUGAUGAUGGUGACGGACACGCAAAAGCUCGUCCUUCCCCAGAGCACGGAAAGCCUGGUAAAGCCUAUCGGCUACACCAGCGGCGGUGGUGGCAAUGGCAAGUCGGCGCACUACAAGCGCCUGAUGGGGAUGCGACGGAGCAACUUCCUUCUCGUGCUGCUCGUGCUCAUGCAAAUGAGCUACUUGUGCUUCGGCGCGUUCAUGUUCUGCAGCUUUGAAGGACCGGGAGAACAGGAACUGAGGCGGCACCUCAAGAUGUUCCGCGCCGCCUUUCUGAGGAACUUCUCCUGCCUCAACGAUGAGGCCCUGGAGAGCUUCAUCGUGGAGAUCGUGCGCGCCCACGAGAACCGGGUGUCGCCCGUCAAGAACGUCACCUCGGACCCGAACUGGAGUUUCGGACACUCGUUCUUCUUCUCGAGCACCAUCAUUACCACCAUCGGCUAUGGCAACAUCACCCCGCUGUCUACGGGUGGCAAGAUCUUCUGCAUCGUGUACGGGCUGAUUGGCAUCCCGCUGACGCUGAUCCUGCUGUCGGCGUUCGUCGAGCGACUCCUAAUCCCCGUCACCUACAUACUGCAGUUCCUCAACUCGCGCCUCGGGCACCUCUACCAGGCAUUCAACAUCCGCGUCCUCCACCUCUUCAUUGUCGGUCUGUUGGUGGUGGUCUUCUUCUUCCUGGUGCCUGCGGCCAUCUUCUCAUCCCUGGAGCCAGAAUGGGACUACGUGGACUCACUCUACUACUGUUUCAUAUCCCUCACAACCAUUGGUCUUGGCGAUUUCACACCCGGAGACAGCUAUGAGCAGCCCUACAGGCCUCUUUACAAGGUGGCUGUUGUAGGAUACCUGCUGGUGGGCCUGACAGCCAUGAUGCUCCUGCUCAACGUGCUCUACGACAUUCCGCAGCUGAACGUGGGCGUCUUCUUUCUGCUCAAGAGCGACGAGAUGACCAAUGACCCCGAGAAAGUGCGGCUGCACCACGGCCUCGGACCCAAGUACACGCAGCAGAUCGACGAACCUCCGCCACCACAGUUUUACACGGAGGGAAGAAUAAAGAGGACAGGCGUGUGAGCGUCGUGGUCUCAGCCUCACUGCGUGAAAGGACUUGCCAAGUUGAGGGAGAAAUUCUGCGAGAUUAAUGUGAUUUAGAGCAAUGAAAUAGAAAUGUACAAAAUAAAUACUGUGAGUGGAAUACUUAAAAUGUAUUCAGCAACAACAGUCUUAAGGGACAGUAAAGGAAGACUAGGACACUGGUGGCUCACACCUUCGAAGCUGCAAACAUGUACUGCCUUCUAAGAGCAGCAAGUUGGUUUGCCGGGAAAUGAGGCCAAUGCAGAGUGUGCUUGGCAACACCAAGCACGAGCGCUUAUAGGAAAAAACAUGACGUACAAUGGAGCGCGUAGUUCUCAUGACACCAAGGCUAAUUGUUGGUUAGAGAAACAAACUUGUGAUGCUGCAAGUUAAAGUAAAUGUAAAUUGAAUCUUGCAAAUUCUGUUUGUAUUUAUAGAAAAGUCCGUCAUAUCUAUGUAAACUGUGAAAUCUGUGAUUUUGUGCUUGUUGACGCAGGCACUGUGGCUUGGGUGAGCAAGAAGUGGGAAGUUACCAAGUCAAUCUUUAUAUGAAAUUCUCUUUAACGAGGAAUUGAUCAUUUAAUAAACCCAAAGCGAUGUUAAGACUGACAACAGUAGUCUACCAGUUAAGCCUGAUGUACUGUUUGCCGCUUAAUGUUGCUUUAAAAUGGUUCUGUAGGGUUCACGACGCAGCCAAGCUUGGCCCGAGAACUUUCAGGGUUAACCGAAGAACUGUCGUCUAUGCUAUAAAUGCCUUAUAACAACCACGAGAUUUAGGACAUGACAAAGGCAGGACUCUUACGUUUUACCAUUGUAUGUACUCGAUGCCUGCUGUGGUUCUGUUGUCAGAGCUGGCAUCUUAAAAUAAAUGCUGCAUGCUUGCCCUUCAAUUUCAAGGCAAAACGGAUUUUUCCUUUUCUUGUGCUUCCGCUGCACAUUACAUAGCAGCUUUCCUGCCUCGCCAGGCAUAAACACUCACUGACAAGAAGGACGUGAGAGCAUUUCUCAGCAGUAAGGCCUGACUAAAGCGAUGCAAAAUCGCUGCAGAACUUAGGGCUACAUUAUUGUCUGUUUUCUUUAAGGCCCCUUGUCACGCAGCAGUAGUUAAAUGUGAAUUCCUGUCAAGUUGACAUGUUUUGAGUGCCGCUUACUCGAGCUGGCUCAGACAAGUCGCGGACGUGGCUUGCCUAGUGCAGCUUAUAAGCUCUUUAGUCAGAUAGACCACAGCACUGGACGUGUUCAUGUUCAGACACAAGGACACACCGAUUGUUUUUUUUCUUGCGGAUUUACUUCUGCUAUAUGAGUGGGGUAUCACUUGUGCCGUGUAUAUCAAACGUGUUUGUGACUCAAGAUAUAUACCCUGUGAUUGUUUGCGCAGUGUGAAUUGCGGCCAUCUUCCCUCUCCUUGUGCUUGCCGUGUCGCCACUGGAAACAGAUCUGCCAUCACUCUGUGUUUGAAUGGUUGUGUGUCGUGUGUAACUGUUCUUUUUUCUUGAUGUUGGUGCACUAACUUCAUCAAAAGGUUGCCUAUCCUCCAAACCAUCAGCUGUGUCAUACAACUCGCUACCUUGGUUGAUGUCCCUCUGUUUCAGUCAACUGCAUCGGUGUACAUUGAAGCAGACAAGGGCACUAGGCAGUUCUACAUUGGGCUACACACUAUGGCGAACGUACAGAAUGGAGCGAUAUGAACACAAUCUGAAACCUUGUCAAGUAAACUAAGAAAGUGGCCUUCUUUUUUUUUUCUCUGUGAAGCCAUUGUGUUGAAGGAAUUGGAAAGCAAGCUUUAAGUGUUGGUUCACUAUAGUUCCAUUAAACCUGAAACAUUUGCUCUCAGUAUCGCUCCAUACUGCACGUACGCCUAGCGGGUCGCUUAUUCUGUUGUUAAGGAAGCUCAAUGUACGAAUGCCACAGUAGCAAAAAACUGAAGUGAAUUCAAGAGACCCACAUGGCUUAUCUUCCACAUGGGCAGUCUCAUUAUCAACUACUUGCAGACCCUCAUUCACAUACAUUAUUACAUUAUUUUUUGGAACACUUGCAAACAAUACUGACAUGCCUCUGUUAUCUAAAAUGCCAAACACUACAACAAAAUCUUUCCAAUGUACAUAGCUUGUAAGCUCCAGUAUGAACACCCUAUUAUUUGUGUAAAUUGUUUACAUGUCUCACCUGAACUUUAAACCAAUGUGGUGUUUCCGCAAGGAUUCACUGUUGAACUCACUGGUUCGUGAUCAGAUGGAAACAGCGCAACCAAGUGAGACGAGACAAGAAGCUCUGUCUUGUCUUGUCUUGUUCCGUCUUGUCUUCUCAUUUGGUAGAGCCGUUUUGAUAUGUUCUGUUCGAUAAAUAUCAGUCUGGAGGCCUUCACACGAUUUGAAGCUUCCUGACAAUAGGAAUUAUAAGAGCAUAUUGUAAACUUUGGAAAAGAUGUGGCAUUCAUAAUGUUGGAGCCACAUGAGAGAAUCUUGAAUGACAAACCAUUGUCACACCUGCAAGUGAGGAGAAACUAAUUGUGCAGGCUAUUAUGCCAGUUUGUAGAGGAACCAAAAGAAUAGUUCAUUUAGUAAGUAACCCCGGAGUCACUUGCAGCAAGUCUUAUUUCUGAAGGGUGAUGAAUCGCUGGUAGAAACUUGCCUCUCAACAGCCUUCAGAGGUAACCUGUACCUUGAAACUGUUUGAUCUGGCAAGACUAAAUUGUGUGUACCACAGCAAAAGCUUCUGUUCCUCCGCGCCUUAAACUCAAAAUAAGAUUUGUGCAACUCUCUUUCGUUUAGAUUGCCACUUUCAGUGUGGCCAUUGCAUUGCACAACUCCUGAGUAUCUGUCACAAUUUUACGUAUGUAGUAGCAGUAGCAGCUAUCAUAUCAUGUAGGUUUGACGUUGCAGCAUCAAAGAGCCUCAACAUGCUGUCUGGCUGUUUAAAUCUUUAUGCAAGAGUGCAGCCAAAUGAGAACUUUUUUUUUCCGCUUCAGUCAAAGACUGCCAUUCCUAAACUGCGACUCACGAUGAUCGAAGGUCACUUGUAAAAAUAAAUUGCCCUACUGGUAGCCCCAAACAAAACUGCUGUGGGACAGGUACACUUGUAAUUGUUUAAAAACUGUUUCGAAAUAAUUUAAUAAGACACUCGCUCGAUUCAGCUGCACUCGUUGUGAUAGCUUACCCAGCAGAUCUGCUGGAUAAUGCCAUAGUUUUCCCCACUUUACUUUCAAGCUUUUUGUACCAAAGUUACCUUUGAGCUUCGUCAGUGUUAGCUGCAGCACUCUUUGUUAUAUAUUUAUCCCCAGUGCCAUUUGUUGUGAAACCAGCAUAUCAAUCUGUAACGUUGUGAUAGUGACACCCAUGAUGCAUUCGUGCAGUGGCUAGGACAAAUGCACUCACCUCUAGAAUAUCUCAACAAUCUUCUUGUUCUGGACACGCUAUAUCUUUGUUACCUUUACACGCUUUCUUCACUGUUUGGACAAAGACUGUACUAAAGAAAAAAAGUGCAAGCUCGCCUUGAAUGAAGGUGCACCUCGAUUUCAGUAACUAAUAUGUCUAAUGUGAACCUUAACACGCUUGUCUAGUGUCGUGCACAUUGUUUAGGAAUCUUAAAACUCUGAGAGCACCAUUGAGUGGCUGCUGACAAAAGGUCGGUACAGAUAUACAUUGUUUGCUCAAAGAAGCAUGUGGUUCUGGUGGCCAGGCACACACAGAGAUGCGCUUAUGUCUGUCUGCUUCAAGAUGCAUAUAGCAAAGAAGCUAAACCUCGAUAUAAUAAAGUAUCGGUUAUAACGAACUAUUGGUUAUAAUGAAACAAAAUAAAACGGCCCUGCUAUUAAAACGGCGUUAUGAUUAUCAUAUAAACAAAUUUUAUGAUAUAAUGAAGCUAUUUUAGAGCCAGAUGGACUUUGUUAUAUCGAGGUUUGUGUGUGAUGCUGCUGUCUCUUCGAACGCUUUUCAAGUGAGACGGAAAGUGUGUGCUGCUUGUUGUUCCCACCAUCCCUUUAGCAUGGACUCAGCAUUACCCUAAUUGGCACUCGCGCUAUGUGUUCGAACACCACUGUGUGCCAAACACGCAUUUCAGGUCUGCAAUUACCUAGUUCUUUUUCUUUUUUGCUCGAGAAACAAUACAACUGCUAGGCUGCGCUUUUAUGCACCUGACCAUAACAGUCCCGCGUCCAAGAUUCAACGACACUUCACAUGUGAUACUUCAUAUUGAAAUAUACAUAUAUAUAUAAAAAGAUAUUAUAUACAUAUUAUACAUAAAUAUAUACAUAACUAUAAAUGUGUCUAUAUGUACAUAUAAGCAUUCAUUGUGGUUGUUGUGUGCAAUGGUGGCUUACAAGCCAAGCCUGUUUGCUUCUAUAUAGGACUUUGUAACUGUUAUGGGACUGAGUGAAAAGAAAAAAGAGCUGAAUAAAGAUGGAAAUGUU